Messenger RNA from Sorghum bicolor (sorghum), 465 nucleotides. RefSeq lists its product as uncharacterized. Bases 1 to 465 code for a protein of 154 amino acids. NCBI's taxonomy places the organism in Eukaryota, Viridiplantae, Streptophyta, Magnoliopsida, Poales, Poaceae. The transcript has 3 exons. The record is from RefSeq and is a predicted model, not a curated record.
AUGUGGAGCAGCUGCAAUUACAAUACGGGAAUAUGGAUAGGCAUGUUGACAGGCACGUUUCUCCAAAUGUCUAUACUUCUCGCCAUUAUCUUCACAACAAAGUGGGAUAAACAGGCGGCGCUGGCAGAAGUCAGAAUGGCGGAGUGGGGAGGAAAGAACGAGAACCUGCCACUGAUGGAAACAACACAUACGGCUGAUUUUUCAGCUGAUACUAAGUAUCAUCUUGACCUGAUAUUCCAUGGCCAAAGCAUUACGAUGUUCCAGGCUUCAACACUUCUCUUACGAACCCCGAACAAUAAGAUGCGACCAACCAACCGCGUAGGGCUUGGGGGCUACGAGCAGGAUGGGUGGGAGGAGGGACACGGGCUUACCGGACGGAGGAGACGGCGGCCGCGACGGCGAGGACGGCGGCCGCGACGGCGAGCGGGGCGGCCGCGACGGCGAGGGCGGAGGCCGCGACGGUGA